Messenger RNA from Ogataea philodendri, 2538 nucleotides. RefSeq lists its product as uncharacterized. Gene Ontology annotation, biological process: signal transduction; regulation of GTPase activity. Bases 1 to 2538 code for a protein of 845 amino acids. The transcript has a single exon. NCBI's taxonomy places the organism in Eukaryota, Fungi, Ascomycota, Pichiomycetes, Pichiales, Pichiaceae. Gene Ontology annotation, cellular component: cytoplasm. The record is from RefSeq and is a predicted model, not a curated record.
AUGGAUAACUCGCACAAGUGCAAAAAAUGCCACCAAUCCAUCACGGAGGGCCACGCCUAUGAACUGGGAGGCGACAGAUGGCAUAUAGAAUGUUUCAAGUGCUCGAAAUGCGACAAGGAGCUGGGUGUGAAUUCCAACUUUUUGAUGUUGGGAACAGGCUCGCUUGUUUGUUCAGACUGUUCUUAUUCGUGUAAAUUAUGUGGCAAGAAGAUCUACGACAUGGCCAUUUUGACCGGCGAUCAGGCCUACUGUGCCAGCUGUUUCAAGUGCAAAUCUUGCAAGCGACCAAUAGAAGACCUACGGUAUGCAAGAACGUCCAAGGGGCUGUUUUGUAUGCCCUGUCACCACAAGUUAGUGGAGAAAAAACGGCGAUAUGAAGCAAUCAAGGCCCAGCGGCCGCGUGCCGCGUCUCAACCCGAACGAAGUCAGCCGGUAGAGAAAACUCAACAGACAGACGAGAAGAAACAGAUUUUCGAUGAUCUGGACUCCUCCAGAUCGCUAUCCGCCGUACAAAAAGUCCAGGUGACCUCUCCACCUAAAGUCACCAGAAGUCCCGUUGCGCAGAUGGUGCAGGCAUCGCCGAUUCCGGUCAAGAAGGAGUUCGACGGUGAGUUGCUCACGAUUCCGCUGCGGUCUCCAAAUAGAAACACAGUGUCACCCAACGUACAGCCAGUUGCGGCAUUUACGUCUCCUAAAAUUGAAGAUUUUUCGCAUCUGAACCUGGCCACGCCUACCCCAACCAAGAACAAUCGGGCCUCGUUGUCAGGAGUGGUUUCUCCCGGCAAUCGAAACGCAUUUAUUUUUGAGAACGAGCCUGAUUCGUUCAUUGAUCUGAGUGACGACGAAAACGAAUACGAGAACCUUGUGCGGACACAGGACCCUACGCUUUUGACACGGUCGCCAAUGAGCCCCGUGCCUCACACACCGGAAAGAAGGGCCGAGUCGCCAGCUAAGGGUCUCAACAUCACAGGACUGCCGGCCGAGAAACGGGAGCCCAAGCCCGAACCACAGGAGAUUGAACAGGAAGAAGCAAAGGAGCCAGUCUCUGACCUGGCAAGGGACAAAGAAAACACAGGCACACACUCGCGGAAGUCGUCUGGAGGGUUUGGACGGUCUCUGUCUAUCAAGAACGUUUUCAACAGACACAAGAAAAGCAAUAGCAACACAGGUACGGGGGCAGAUAGAGUUAAGAUCCAGUCAUUGCGCGACGCUGCUUCUCCGAAGCUAGACCAGGACGAUUUCCUGAAAACUCCAGAUUUCGGGUCUCCAAUAGUGAACCAGAAACUUACCCCCUCAGAGUACUCGUCUCCUCAAUAUUCGCAUACCAGAUCGCGUUCUGACGUUGUCUAUGAUGACUCGCGUCCUGACAGACAAGUUUCACAGCUGGAGAACCAGAUUCUACUUCUUCGAACCGAGAUAGCCACUCUGACCAGCACAAAAGCCACUCUACAGCGAGACGUCCAAUCUUUGACCAGCGAGAAAACUGCAUUGGAAUCUGACAUAUCGCGACUCAAAGAGGUCAAGGACAAGAAGGAACCAGAGGUGAUACCAGUCAAAGACGACGACUCGGUCGAGACUCCUGGAUCAACACAAUCAGAAAACACACUGUCUGAGCAAAUGAAGCCAACAGUGUCUAAGAAAAUGAGCUCCACGGACGAUUUGACUGAUCGUCCAAAGAAAAGUGGGUUCAUCAGACGGAUCUUUGGAAACAAUGGACAGUCCCAGCCAUUGGGAGUUAACAGCGUUGGGUCUCCUACGCUCCAGAAUAUUGGAUCUCCAAAGAACUUCCGUCAAAUAGACGACUCGUUCACCGGUUCUCAGGAAGACCUUGAGGAAGCCAGACCACAAGGAGGACUGUCGACGCUGAUCAAGUCGCGGUCGACCAACUUCCUACGUGUACAUGCAUAUCCUGGCGGCAAGCCGUUGUACCAUUGCACGCUGCAGGAACGAGCCGAGAUCGAGAUGAAGACUGUUCCGUUUGUGUUUUCGUGCUGUUUGGCCGAGAUCGAGAACCGCGGAAUACGCGAGGGUAUCUACCGGGUGAGCGGAUCGUCGCUGGCCAUCGACAAGAUCGAGAAAUUCUUUGAGACAGUGGAUCUGAGCAGCGAGCGGGACGUUGGCCGUGUGUCUACAGUUUUGGAAGGAGAUAUCAAUGCGGUUGCUGGGAUGCUGAAACGGUAUUUGAAAAAGAUUCCGGAUCCUGUGAUUCCGUUUAAGAACUAUGAACAGUACAUUGAGAUAUCGAAAGCGCAAAACAACGUGGACAAAACGGAUAUGCUGAGAGAGCUGUUAAGCGACUUACCAGAGGCCAAUUACUAUGUUUUGCAUCAACUGACACAACACCUCGGCCUUGUGGUGCACAACUCGCGGGUGACGAAGAUGACGUUCAGCUCGCUGGCGACUGUAUUUGCGCCGACGCUGGCCCGCGACAACACGUUCAACCCGCAGAAGGAGAUCAUGGACAACGGAGCCAAGACGGCCACGACGGAGUUUCUGUUCCGCAAUUACAUCGACCUGUUUGCUAAGCCGACGUUCUAG